Xiphias gladius (swordfish) is the source of this 2243-nucleotide messenger RNA. RefSeq lists its product as uncharacterized. Bases 805 to 1710 code for a protein of 301 amino acids. The record is from RefSeq and is a predicted model, not a curated record. The transcript is spliced from 5 exons. Lineage: Eukaryota; Metazoa; Chordata; Actinopteri; Istiophoriformes; Xiphiidae.
AGUCAGAGAAUAAUGCAGCGCUGUGUGUGUGUGUGUGUCCGUGUGAUUCCAUCAGUCCAGCUUCCCGUCCGACAGGUCUGGACGCAUCUCAGUGGACUUUGGGAGCAGGUUUUGGUUUGCCGGCGCUUCCUGGGGGGGUUCUAAACGCACCACAAGCCCGUAUGCUGCAGGAAGUAGACGCUGGGUUCACCGACGAGGAAUAAAACACCUGCGGCAGGUGUGUCGCCGCUGAUGCCAACAGGAUGUCCUGCUCCUGCUGCUGCUGCGUGACUCCCAGCGGGGAGCUGCUGGAGGUGGGUUUCUGGAGCUUUAUUCUGGAGGGACACCAGAGGUCACGAUGUCCCCAGGAAGUGGACGUCCCGCUCUACCUGACAACAUGUGCUUCAUGUCUGUGAGUUCAGGUCUGACUCAGUCAGGACGAUGUCUGACUCGAGCUCACCAGGACUCAAAAAGGACAAUAAUAAAGAAAAGUACAUAAAAUGUCUGCAUUUCCUAAACGAGGAGCGUUUUUCCUGUUACAUCGUUUGUUUCAGGAUCCACAGCAACUGAUUUAUCAUUGAUUGAUGCAUGUGAUGAUUCCCUGUCAGAUAAAUACGCUACAGAGGCGCCAGGUGCCGUCGGUCUGAGCAGAUAAAUGGGAAAUCGUAUCGUAAUCCUGUUCAUCGCAGUGUUUUCGUGGAGUUUCUAGAGGCUGGUGUCUGCUCUCCUGCAGGGAUCAGGAAGAAGGAGCGGCUGGUCAGGGAGGAGGAGGAGGAGGAGGAGGAGGAAGCAGGAGAGGAAGAGGAAGAGGAGAACAGGAGGAACAUGGACGUCUCCCUGCUCAGAGAACAAUACAGGAGCACCAGAGAGAGGCAGAGGAGACAAACUCAGGUGCUCCUGUUCAGGAAAGUCUCUGAGGAGCUGUCGGAGGCCGUCAGCAUCAUCCCCGUCACUCAGGGUUUGACGUCGCCACCGCCGGCCAUAACCGUCGACCCCGACCUGUCGACCUGCGACCCCUGGCACGUCCACCUGGGCCUCCACCGGCGCUCCUGCCCCGGCGUUACCGUCCGGGUCCCGGCGACAAACACCAGCGUCACAGGUUCCUCCGGGUGUUCAUCGACUUCUUCCUAUGAGGCCGUCGGCUGGCAGCAGGAGUCCAGGGGCAGAAAACUGGCUGCGGAUUCGACGUCAGAUUCCCCCUGCAGCUCCUUCAACAGCAGCAAAGAAGAGGACCCCUUCAGAGUAGAGGGGUCCAUAGGAGAUUCCGUCGGUGGUUCCAAGGUGGAUCCGGUCCAGAUUUCUGUCACUGGAUCGCCAAGGGCUUCUGAGCAAAACUCCAGUGACGGAUCCGGAGAAGGUCCUCCCGACGAGUCUCAGGAGAGUUCGGCCCCCGGCUCUCUGACCGGCUCCGAUGACAGCUCCACCCCCGUUGUCUCCAUCACCUGCUCCCCCAGCAGCUCCGCCACCAACCUACACGAAGACCUGAAGGAGAACGGGUCUACGGAUGUAAAGACCAGUGACGGCGUCCAGCAGACCAGAGGCAGCCCAGCACAGAGGGACUCCAGGAAGGACUCGGUCCUUGCCCUCAGGUUUACCAGGCAGCUGAGCGUAGGGGGGUUGGGCUCAUCCUCAGGGGUCCACCAGAACCAGAACUACUACCCGUUCCCCAACAGGAGGACCCCGAGGAUCUCGGAGGCCGCCAAGAAGCUGGGGAUGUACUCGUCCUUCUGAGAGACUCAAGAAGGACCACAAAUGAUUUCACACAGUGUGUUUCAUGAUAGGAGACCACGUGUAACUGAGGAACAAUUAAACAAUGUAAUCCACUACUUCUUUGAAAAUCUAGAGUUGUUCUCGUAGGAAAAUUUUAGGUUACUUUUGUUUCAUCUCAUAAGCUGGGUCUCAUUUUCAGUUCUGUCCAUCUUUCCUGGACUGAUCCGGAUCCAUACCGGAACACCCGCUUCAUCACCGAAAUCUGGGGCUGAGGUGAAAUCGCUCGCUCAGAAGGGACGAGGCCUCAGCUCACUAGGCCAGAAUCGGGCUUCUUCUCGGUUCCGGCCAGUGUUACAUUGUCAGGGGUGAUCCAUGGAACUGAAGGUUUCGCUGUAAACCAGCUUCUGUGUCGAAGAAAAAACAAAAAGAGGACUCAGAAGCUGGGGGGACGUGUGAGGAAAGCGGAGCUGUAUUUUUAUGUCUAUUUACCGGCAUACAUUCAGCGUCUUCUCUGUCUUUGCCACAUCUUUGUCACGUGAAUAAACAGAGACAAU